This is a messenger RNA of Aspergillus calidoustus, 780 nucleotides long. Lineage: Eukaryota; Fungi; Ascomycota; Eurotiomycetes; Eurotiales; Aspergillaceae. The record is from the annotation of a GenBank genome assembly.
AUGAGCGUGCCCAAAGUCGCAUUAAUCACCGGAGCCUCGCGUGGCGUUGGCGCAGCUGUUGCAAGAGCCCUAGCCGCCCAAGGCGACACGCGCGUUGUCGUCAACUACCAUAGCAAUGCAUCAGCUGCGAACCAGCUGCUCGAUGAGCUCAAUAAGAUACAGGCUUCCUCGUGUAAUCGGGCUUCCAGAGAUCCGGGACCAUGCUUCAUCGCUAUUCAGGCCGACACAUCCAACCGCGAGCAAAUGGCCAGUCUGGUCCAGCAAACAAUCAAUCAGAUGGGCCGACUGGAUAUCGUCGUCUCAAACGUUGGCUGGACACGAAUGACGGAUUUCAUGAACCUCGAUGAUGCGGACAGCGAGGCCGACUGGGAUCGAUGCUUCGAUGUCAACGUCAAGAGCCAUUUCCGUCUCUUCCGGGCCUGUCAACCUCAUCUGGAAGCUAGUGAGGGAGUUUUCAUCGCGACUGCAAGUGUAGCGGGGGUGAAGCCGAGUGGAAGCUCAUUGCCCUACGCGGUGACCAAGGCGGCGCUUAUCCACCUCGUCAAGAGUCUCGCGAUCAUUGCUGGUCCGAAAAUCCGUGUAAAUUCGGUGUCACCUGGUGUGCUAAUGACAGACUGGGGGCGAGGCUUCCCGACUGAAAAGAUAAAGGCAGUGGAGGAGAAGAAUGUGUUGAAGCGGCUUGCCACACCAGAGGAUGUGGCAGAGCAGGUCCGAUUUCUGGCGACCUCUCGUUCGAUUACUGGGACGAACACCGUCAUUGAUGCUGGGUUCAGUCUUUAG